AUGACUGCAUCAUCCUCAGCCGCCCCCCAAUCGAAUGGCUACCACAACAGUGUCACUGGUUCUCCCGCCACUUUGGAACCUGGCAUCUUCGUUCCUACCGUAGCCUUCUUCGCCUCGGACGACAGCGUUGAUGAGGAGACGACCAAGAACCACGCCAAACGCCUUGCUCGCGCUGGGGUCGCGGGCCUUGUAACUCAUGGUUCCAACGGCGAGGCAGUUCACCUCGAUCACGCUGAGCGCAAACUUAUUACACGCCUCACACGAACUGCCCUAGAAGAGGUUGGCAAGGCACAUCUCCCAAUUAUCGUGGGUUGCGGUGCGCAGUCAACUCGAGAGACCAUCCAGCUGUGCCGAGACGCUGGCGAAUCCGGUGGCACCCAUGCCCUUAUCCUCCCGCCUUCCUACUACGGCGGUUUGUUGAACACGGAUUUAAUUAUCGAACACUUUCGCGCGGUGGCAGACGCAAGUCCGGUCCCGCUUCUUAUUUAUAACUUCCCCGCCCCUUGCGGUGGACUGGAUCUCAGUUCUGAUACGAUUCUCACUCUCGCCAAACAUCCUAAUAUUGUUGGUGUUAAGCUGACUUGCGGCAACACUGGCAAGCUUGCUCGUGUUGUAGCCGGUACUCGAGGCACAUCUUUCAGAACGUACGGCGGAAGUGCCGAUUUCAUCAUUCAGACACUAUCGGUAGGUGGCCAUGGUGUCAUUGCUGGACUGGCCAAUAUUUCUCCUGUCUCUUGCAACGAGGUUGUUCGCCUCUGGAAGAAUAGCGAGGUUGAGAAGGCCGUUACGAUUCAGGGUAUUGUUGCCCGUGGUGACUGGGCAGCCAUUAAGGGGGGGUUUAUUUCUGUCAAGGUUGCUCUAGAGAGUUAUUACGGCUAUGGGGGACUGCCCCGAAAGCCAUGCACUGUUCUUGAGGGCAAGGCCCUCAAAGCUCAAGUUGCCGAGUUCCAGGAGUUGGUAGAAUUGGAGACCAAAGUCAGUGCCUCUACAUAG
This is a messenger RNA of Metarhizium robertsii ARSEF 23, 993 nucleotides long. Its product is annotated as dihydrodipicolinate synthetase. The coding region runs from base 1 to 993 and encodes 330 amino acids. Gene Ontology annotation, molecular function: 4-hydroxy-tetrahydrodipicolinate synthase activity. NCBI's taxonomy places the organism in Eukaryota, Fungi, Ascomycota, Sordariomycetes, Hypocreales, Clavicipitaceae. The record is from RefSeq and is a predicted model, not a curated record. The transcript has a single exon.